ACAAGGAAUUCAUUUGACAUUUUCAUCUCACGACUGAAAAGACAGGGACACACUACAAUGUCUGCACCUGCAACUCCUGCUUUGGCGUUCUCAGUUCCCAAGAUAGGUUUGCCUACGGGAUUCGACGUUUUGAGAACGUAUUCAGGAGCAUUCGUUUUCUUGGAGAUACUUUUUGGCGGUCUAGUAUGGAUUUUGGUAGCCGCUUCAAAUGUCCCAGUGCCCCUCAUGCAGGGUUGGGUUAUGUUUGUAUCGGUUACCAUGUUUAUCUUUUCAACUGUGUACCUAGUUUGUUUUCUGUGUGGCUUUGCUGAUAGAAUAAACACAGACUGGAAUUUCUUGGACUUUAGUUACCAUUUCAUUGCCUUGUUGUUCUACUUUGGCGCCUCCCUUCUUGAAGCUGCAACAACCGCAGCUGCUGGUACUAUAGUACCAGGGAAUUCCUCCGCCAACCUCAGCAACACCAAUGGAGCAUGUACUCUGGUGCUGCCAAAAGGGAAUGUUGUCACCUUCUUAGAUUAUCGUCAGUAUAGCAUAAACGUUGCAGCUACUAUAUUCGCAUUUGCCGUGACAGCAUGUUAUGCCUGCAGUAUGUGGCUGGGAUUCAGAAGAUGGAGAGGGUAGUACUGCACGACUCUUGCUGCACGUAUUCUAUACAAAAUAUAGUAUACCUGGAAAAAUAUGCAAUGGACAAAUCGUCUUUCCUUUUUUUGUUUUUUUACCACUAUUGAAGCCUCCCACUGUCAUCUUACAUAUUCAUCAGAAAUAACCAGGAACAAGACAUCUUGGUCAAAAUAAUGUAACUGCUUUUCCUGUUUUGUGUGUUACAUUUUCAGUAUUUUUAUUUGAAGAUCUGCUUGUUUUUCAGUUGUGUA
Polyodon spathula (Mississippi paddlefish) is the source of this 872-nucleotide messenger RNA. RefSeq names its product protein MAL2-like. Gene Ontology annotation, cellular component: membrane. Lineage: Eukaryota; Metazoa; Chordata; Actinopteri; Acipenseriformes; Polyodontidae. Gene Ontology annotation, molecular function: structural constituent of myelin sheath. Gene Ontology annotation, biological process: myelination. The record is from RefSeq and is a predicted model, not a curated record. The transcript is spliced from 4 exons. The coding region runs from base 58 to 621 and encodes 187 amino acids.